Molecule: messenger RNA, 4662 nt
Organism: Lodderomyces oxycetoniae
Lineage: Eukaryota; Fungi; Ascomycota; Pichiomycetes; Serinales; Debaryomycetaceae
Exons: 1
Coding region: 1-4662 (1553 amino acids)
Cellular component (GO): nucleus
Molecular function (GO): transcription cis-regulatory region binding
Source: RefSeq, a predicted model, not a curated record
AUGAUCAACACCACAGCAGGUGGUGCUAGAAAGGACUUGUUAGCUUCAUCUAAGCCGCAAACUUUGAACUUGUCAACGGACAAUUUGAUAUCUGUUGAUACAAAGUUUAUCAAAAGACCAACAAAGUCAAAAACAUCAACAUCAACAUCCAAAACAAAGAAUUUUUCCAAUGGUAAUGCAGUAACGUCGUCGUCAACACUGAGCUCAUUGAGUAGUUCGAGCUUACGGAGUAAUAGUAUGACAAAUCUCAGCAAUAGUAUCAGCUUCAAUGGUGGUAGUUCAUACUAUUCAAAGGAAGGUGUAUAUUUCUUCCCAAAUGGCGAAGUCUUCAGACCGAGAAUUGCACCGGCAAAGAGAAAUAGACCUGGGAAAAUAAUUACCGAGGUCCCAUCUCCUCAGCCGCCUCAAUCGUCGUCGUCACCACCACCACCACUACCUCCACUAUUAUCUUUGUCUGUUUUGGAGGAAUCUGCUAAACCAGUUGAUUGUGAGUUUCUGGUGGAGGGUACAGAAGUUAGCAGUGCUUCAUACAAAUCGGUUCAGAUCCCUCGUCGAGUACACCAACUUCUGAACACCAAUACUACCCCACCACCAUCGCCAUAUUCUUCCUCGUCAUCCACAACUGAUAAUAACUAUGUGGAGCAACAAUCGAUUAAAUCAAACAGUUCCUUUAAUUUUAUCCCAAAAUCAACGUCCCUUCAGAAUAUCAAGCAAUUGAAUAAACAAAACUUGACCAAAAGUCUAAGGGAAUGCAAGGGAGAUAUUUUACCCAAUAUGGUGAUAGUUGGAGGAGGUUCAAACAAAACACCAUAUGAAAAUUUUAGAAACAAUAACAGUAGCACUUCAAGUUUGAAAAAUGCUUAUAAAUUGCAAUCUCAGAAUAUCACAAAAACCGAACAACAUUAUCUGUCCAAUACUUCUUCAUUUUCUUCCACAAAUUCACAGGAUUGUAACGGAUUUGUUAAUAACUCAACUACAAACGUUGAUCGAUCUAGGAGUAACACACCACCGACGUCAAUUAAUGAUGAGCAACAACAGCAGCAACAACAGCAACAACAGCAGCAACAACAGCAGCAACAACAGCAGCAACAGCAGCAGCAACAGCAACAGCAACAACAACAACAACAAUCUCCUCAUCCAUUCAGUAUCCUCAUCGAUACAAGUUCAGUAUUUGAUUUCUACAAUAGUAACGGUAAUGCAUCAGUCACCAAGAACCAAGGUGGUCAGCUUUUAGACACUGAAAAUUCUGAAAAACAGCACCAUUCUACUACUUCCACAAGGACUGGAGUACGACAGCAGAGCACUCUGCGAGAAAGUACUGAUAGCUCAAAUGAUUUAAGAAGUAGCACGGGGUCCUCAUCAUACGAAAGCAACAACCAUCAAGAUGACGCGACUGAAGAUACAGUACUAAGCACAUUAAACGAGAAGAGCGAAGAUAAUUCCGAGACAAAAAUGAAAUCAAAUGAUGGUGCAGGUCACUUGGAUCAUUAUUCUUCUUCUAUUAAUACUAAAAGCAUCUCGAAGCAUCGGUUUAUUCGUGAUGAUAAUGGAGUUUUAUCGGAUUUUGAGAAAUUCCAAGCAAAGGCAAAGACGGAAAAGUUGGCCUCCUUUGUAAUAAAUGCAAAUAAUAGUACUUUGACGGACUUAUCAUUUUAUGAGUCUGUUCCACCUUUGGACAUCUCAAGACAGAAUAGUAAAAGUGAUACUGAGACAUUAGUGUCUCGGGCAUUUUUGUCAUCUGAUAAAGCACCUUCUAGUCAACGAUCAGAUCUCAACAAACCAAUUGUAAGAGGGUUUUCCCAAUUUUCAAGUAUUUCCUGUGAAGAUGAAAUAUUCAAAACACCUAUUCAAACACCUCUCAGAGAGGGAUUUGGAGAGCAAAUACGACAACAGCAACAACCAUCAGCGUCUGCAACACCAGUAAUGAAAGUUUCACCAUCCACAACACUUUCGCCUGGAGCAGAAUUAUCUGAGGGAUCUUCUUCAUAUACUAACACCCUGACACUCCACUCCAAAACAAAUGCAAGCCCAUCUCCAAACCUUGUUAAGGAUGAGAUCAGUUUGAAACAACAAAAACAACUACGUAAGAACCCAUUGAAUGAGCAUUUAUACGCAAAAAUUAAUUUACAAAAUAGCACACCCAAUGGCAAUCGAGGUAGUCAGAUUAGUCUUUUGCCUGAGCCAACUAUUGACACGGAGUCGUGUAUCGAACUGUAUUAUGAAGAUUCAUCACCUGGUCUGUCUGGGCAUAAUAGAUUGGAAACAAAAUUCGAUAAAACAGCACCUUCUAUCCAAGAAGAAGAUGAAGAAGAAGAUGAUGAAGAUGAAGAAGGCAACAAAAGCUCCGAAGGCGCUUCAACUCAUGAACAAAUUGUAUUCUAUAAUAGCGAGCAUUCGAUACAAUUUGUCUCUUCUCCAACACAAUCUGAUCCACUAACCCCUCGAAGCUCAAGGUAUUUCGAUAUUGACUCAUCGUCAUUUGACAAAUUUGUAAAUGAUACACAAGAUCAAGUACCACCAAGAGGAGAUGUAAGAAUUGUUAGUAACAAAAAGAUUAAAAAAAAUUGUAGGAACACAUCACGCAGUCCAUCAAUUGAGAACCUUCUGGCAGCUAACCUAAAAGAAACCGAUAGAGAUAAUAAUAAGUUGACAACUUUAGACAAGAGCAAAGAGGCUCAAGAAAUUAUUAUUCCCAUUGCCUGUGAAAAAGUGACACCAUCUUCAUCCCUACUUCCACCUCCACCUAUUGAAAAAUCGCCUAAUAUGGUGGUUAAAGGAAGGCCCAAGAAAAGGAAAGCAAAAAAAGUAUCUAUUGCCGAAGUGACACCAGUUGAGACUAAAUUUGACCAGCCUAUCCCAAUCGGUGCAAACCCCAGUUCCAACCCAGGAUCAUCAUUGUCAGGACCAGUUACCCCAAAAUCUCAAUCACAACCACAUCAGAAAAAAAUCGGUACUGACGAGUCCGAAAUACCAAGUCCUUCAAAACUGUUGAAUGAUACUCCUCCCAUUAUCGAUGAAACUCUUCGCAACAAAAAUUCUGAGAGCCAAGGUCAUUCUAAUAAAAUUAAACCAAUGUUGUUAGAUGAUGCUGCAACGGUAACUAAUCCAGUCAAGACCAUAAAAAAGGCAAAGUCAAUGUCAGAACUCAAUAGUCAGAAACAACAAACUAAGCGGAAUUUAUCUACAGGUGAUCUACUACAGUCUGAACCACUUCAUCAGCACUCCACACCUAUCAAACCCACCCAUCAACGGCAAAACAAUAACAAUUUGCCAACACGCAAGCCUCCGCAGUCUUCUGCAAAAUCAAAUAUGGCAACCUCGAACAAACCACAAUCCCCCAAAAAAGAAAAAUCUAGUAAAAAUUUCAAAUCAUUUUUGAAAAAACUUGUUCCUCAUGGUGAAAAACCUCACUUUGUAUCAUCAUUAUCAUCUCCUUCUUCUUCGUUUAGUAGUGACACAACAGGAUCAAAAGGGGCUCAACCCAAACUAUUCAAAUUCAAUAGAUCUAAAAAGGGAAAAGAUACCUUUUUCACUGAUAUCGAGCCACCACAUGCCCCAGCAAAACAAGCAGAAAGACCAUUUUCAGUGCUAAGUGACCUGGCUUCGUCUUUAAAAUUAGGCUCGUUGCCAGAUUUCGAGCCUGACGAAAGUGGAAUAUUUGAUGAUAUGAUGUUGACAUUUGAUGAAAAGUUUGAAUCUGAAUUAAUUGCUACUCAACCACCACGGAAUAUCAAUUUGUCGUUGAGUACAUCAAAUACCAGUGAACCUUUUAUUAAGGAUGAUGAAUUAACUAGAGAUCAAAUUGUGGAUCAAAAGUUGAAGGAUGAUACUGUUGUAGAUGAUGAGGAUGUUGUUGUUGGAGAUGGCGGAUUCACGAUGGAAGAUUUGGCUAAUUUGGCCAUUAAUCUUCCAGCUAAUAGUGACCCAUGUAGUACUAUUGGCAGUAAUUAUGUCGAUGAAAAUAUUGAAUUUUUAAGAAGAGAGGAGUUUUGGACUACAAUGGAUGAAAUGGCAUUGAAGAGACACAUUGCCAAGGGCGUGUCUCAUUUAAAAGAGGAAGUUGUUUUUAGUGACCCACCUUCGCCAGCUGCACCCGAAGAUAACGGUAAAAAUGCGGUUGUUACGGAAAAAGAAGAUAUUACUGAUCGUGUAGGGAAUGAUAAAUCUUCAUUAGAGGGGCUCAAUAAUGAAGGACGACGCACGGUAGUAAUUGCAAAUGAUGAAUUGGAAUAUAUUGUAAACAAUCUCACUGAGGAUGAACAAAGGCACCUUCCUGCCCAUUUGAAGUACGUUAAACAAUUUGUUGAUUACGAUUCCGUAACUGUUGAACUUUACAAACUUGAAGACUUGCCUCAACCUCAACCACCGCGUGUUGCCGUUGCUAAUACUUCAAUUCUUUCUCGACGCAAAACUCGAGCUGGUCCAACUAUUAAUUUAGGGAAAAAGAAAAUUGCUAAAGGUCGCGUUCAAUUCACAAACAAGAUUAUUAUUAAUGAGACAUUUUCGGGAGAUGUUUAUAAACGGUAUAACAAGCUGAUUACUCAAUAUAGUCUAAAUGAUCUGCGAGAAAUCAACAGAAUCAAAAAUGAAGUCAAUCAAUACAAGUGUAGCGAAAUGUUGGUUCAUGAGAGUUCUCAAAAUAACACUCAUUUUUUUUAUUGA